Messenger RNA from Pyricularia oryzae 70-15, 4740 nucleotides. Its product is annotated as transcription termination factor 2. Gene Ontology annotation, molecular function: ATP-dependent chromatin remodeler activity; ATP binding. Lineage: Eukaryota; Fungi; Ascomycota; Sordariomycetes; Magnaporthales; Pyriculariaceae. The transcript is spliced from 3 exons. The coding region runs from base 636 to 3977 and encodes 1113 amino acids. The record is from RefSeq and is a predicted model, not a curated record.
UGCUGAUGAAAGCUUCUUUAUCUUCCCCGAAGGUCGGCAUAUCCCGGUCCAUUUGGGCCUGAAGAGCUGUCGUUUACGUACAAUACAACAAACAAUUACAAUACCAUCAAUCGGCAGUCGCCGUCGCCGUCGCCUCAGCCACAAACGUACACAGAAACUAACCCGCCCUUCGGUGUUUCUCUCCUGUUCGUCUCAUAACAAGCGCACUUCCCCGGCAUGCGCUUUCGUUGAGCACCGUUUGCAUUCUCGACGACAUUUCAUCCGCGCCAUGUGACAAUCUCCUCCGACCUCAAGCCUGCGCUCCGUCCCCGGUGCUUCGAAGCCGACACAAAGUCUCAACAUAACCCCGCAGAGGUGUCUCGCUCGGCGCAACAAAAUUCGCAACGUCCCAUGAUCUGACAGUUAUCUCAGAUCUCGUUUACAAAAACGACGGUGCCAUUUUUUGGAACCCCGCCGCCGCUGCCUGGACACAUACCGCGCCGCAUCUUCGAUGACAGCUUCAGUUUCUUCCAUAUUUUCUUUAUUCAUGGGGGUGAAGUUUGUCGCUGUGACCUUUUAACCUACCCCUUUCACUACUUCGACCGCAUACUUAGCACAAGUGCUUCGGCAACUUGGGCACCUCUGUCGUUGCCGGUAUGGCUCCAAACGGCCGGCCCAUGUUCGCCCAAGCACCUCCACAAAACACCAUGUCUUGGGACCCCAAGGCGCUCCUAAACCCGAAAGCAGCCCCGCAGUCUUCCGGCUCCACCCAGAGGCCUGGUCACACCGGUAGAGUCGCGACGAGCCAUGGCAACGCACCCCAAGCCUUUCAGUUUGCGAGCCCAAACGAGCCCAGCAUUAGCAUCGACCUCACAGAUUCCGACGACACGCACGAAGACCAACGCGGUCAUGGCCACACGCAGGCGGCCGGAAACGGCAUGGGUGCGAUGAUAGAGCGUGCCAACAAUGUAGAGAGCCGGGCUGAUAUUCCUCAGACAAAGAGGCGAAAGAUCGAAGUCACAAACACAAACGGACAGGGGACUCCGAUUCGUGGCGGCAGUGGCAUGUUGGGUAGCUACAUCAAAGGACAGGAACUCGGCGAUGGCGGUGCUUCUACGCCAGCUCGCUCACCACAGACGACCGUUGAUCUGACAGACGUGAACGAGAGCGAUGCAGCUUCUACUGAUCCUGGGUUGGUCGAGGUCUGCUUUGGGAUGCUGGAGGUUGCUGUUGUUAACUGCCAUACCGUACCUCAUCCCCGGCCUAAUGGCGUAGCUCUCGGUGGAAAUGAUUACUGGCCCCCUAUCAAGACUGUUCUGCGACGGAUGGUCAACGACACGGCCACGGCGAAUGUUAUGGUCUACGAUCAUACUCGUCAGGUUUUCGGUUCUCUUGAUCAAAAGACCGCCGUGGGACUGGUGCCUCUACUCGACUCGGCGGUACUGCAGUUCCGGACUGACUGUCGAAUUCCGUCCCGACGGAAGCAGCCUGGUGAAGUCCCAGGCGAGCCUAUUUCAAAGGCAUACAAGAUAGAGAUAACCUUGUUCGGUCGUCGCAAAUAUUCGCGUACUGUGGGUAGGAUCCUCAGGGAAAGGGGCUUGCGGUUGAUCAAUCCCUCUAUUGUCCCACGCGGUAUCAAGCUCCACAACCCUCAUCUCCAGUUUCCCAUCCCAGCUGCAGCGCCUUCAGCGCCGGCGAGGCCAGUGCCCUCGAAUGCCUACUCACAGUACACUCCAGCUCCAACUCAGCGGAGUGUGGAGGAAGUGCGGGCCGAUGUCUACGGGGUCUUUGAUGAUUUGAACUCUGACUCGCUUCCAUUGAUGGAGCCGGGUCCGAACAUCUUGACCGAGUUGCUUCCUCACCAGAAGCAAGGCCUUGCGUUCAUGACUGCUCGAGAGACUCCAGACGAAAACAAGCUGCCAGCACUUUGGAAAGAGAGAUACGUCCACGGCGGCCACAUGGAAUACUAUAAUGUUGUCACGCAGCAAUCAGAGGUCACUCGUCCUACGCAUGCGCUCGGAGGUAUCCUUGCAGAUAUGAUGGGCCUGGGAAAGACAUUAUCUAUUCUAUCUUUGAUAUCCUCUAGCAUGGACCAGGCAGCUGAGUGGGCAACUCGGGUUCCGCAGCAGCCUGUUCAAGAGCGCCGGAAGCAAACCUCGAACAAGUUCAAAAUUCCGAUGCAGGAGCCUCUGGGUCUUACAAAACUGACGCGUAACUCGAAGGCCACCUUGUUGGUAUGCCCGCUCAGCACUGUCACCAACUGGGAGGAGCAAAUCAAGCAACAUGUCAAACCCGACACGCUUUCGUACUACAUCUACCAUGGGCAAAAUCGUACCAAAGAUCCGGCGGUCCUCGCCAACUAUGACUUGGUGAUCACAACAUAUGGCUCUGUUUCAAGUGAGCUGACGGCUCGCCACAAACGCAGAGGCAACCAGUAUCCUCUCGAGGAGAUAGGAUGGUUCCGCGUAGUUCUUGACGAGGCUCACAUGAUUCGAGAGCAGGCGACGCUGCAGUUCAAAGCCAUUUGCCGCCUACAGGCAAAUCGCAGGUGGGCAGUCACCGGUACACCUGUACAAAAUCGUCUGGAUGAUCUGGCAGCGUUGCUGGCCUUUAUCCGUCUCAAACCAUUUGAUGAUCGCAACAAGUUCAACCAGCACAUUGUCACGCCUUUCAAGCUAGCUGACCCAGAGAUUAUUGAUAAACUUCGCGCCUUGGUGGACUCCAUCACCUUACGACGCCUCAAGGACCGUAUUCAUCUGCCACCACGUACUGACAAUGUGGUCAAGCUUACGUUUUCUCCCGAAGAGCAGCGUCUUUACGAUCUCUUUGCUCGGAAUGCCAAGGAUCGCGUCCAGGCGCUGACUGGCACUCGAGAGCGAAUUCUUGGUGGCAAGACGUACAUCCAUAUUCUUCAGUCCAUCUUGCGGCUCCGACUUAUCUGUGCCCAUGGCAAAGACCUUCUCAGUGAGGAUGAUCUAAAAGCUGUCGAGGGCAUGACCCAGGACUCAGCAAUCGAUCUCGACAGCGAUGAUGACUCGGACAAGCCGCAGAUGACAGACUCCAAGGCCUACAGAACCUUCGAUCUGAUGAAGGAGACCAACAACGACGCCUGCGUUGCAUGCCAGCGGAAACUUGGAUCCAACAACGAAGAGACGGAUUUGGAAUCCGAGCGCCAGGAGGAUAUAUUGGGCUACUUGACACCAUGCUUCCAUCUUUAUUGCUUGAAGUGCAUUCAUUUGUUCCGUGAUGAAGAGCGUGGCGUAGGCCAUUCAUCAGACAACCAUAGCGUUGGAGAGUGUCCAAAUUGCCACCAAAUGGUCAAGUUUAUCUGCAAUGAGAUCCGUCGCACCCGGGCCGAUGCAGAGCACGAAGUCUCUCAUCAGGAGAAGGCCAAGGGGCAUACAGUCAAAAGCAUGGACGACUAUACUGGUCCCCACACCAAAACGCGCGCUCUGGUUGAGGACCUGCUCAGCGCCAAGGCGCACAGCGAGCUCAUGCCAGAUGAGCCACCCAUCAAGUCGGUGGUUUUCUCUGGCUGGACUUCUCAUCUUGAUCUGAUCGAGAUCGCUCUUGACAAGGCCGGCAUCACACACACACGGCUGGAUGGCAAGAUGUCGCGCCUUGCACGCACACAAGCUAUGGAUCGAUUCCGAGAAGACCCCUCUGUGCAUGUCAUUCUAGUAUCCAUCAUGGCUGGUGGUCUCGGUCUGAACCUCACGGCCGGAAACCAUGUGUACGUCAUGGAACCUCAGUAUAAUCCUGCUGCCGAGGCGCAAGCCGUCGAUCGUGUGCACCGUCUUGGCCAGAAACGCCCUGUGCGGAUCAUCCGAUACAUUAUGGAGAACAGCUUCGAGGAGCAGAUGGUAGCUCUACAGCAGAAGAAAAUCAAGCUUGCCAACUUAUCCAUGGACCGCGGCGAAUCGACGGGACCGUCUGGAGUAGACAAGCGCGAGGCGGCAAGGCAGCGUCUUAUGGAUCUCAAGGACCUUUUCAAAUGAGAAGGGCUUCGCACUACGAAAUCACUCUCCACCCAAUUCGAAGUCUGCAGAUGACCUAUACCCAUUUUUUACUACAUGCUCUUCUUUAUUUUGAUACCCUUUUUUCGUCUCAUAUUUUAAUCUCCGUCAAGGUAGCCAGACCUUGCUGGGCUAAAAGAAGAUCUGAUGCAUGUGCUGGUAACAAAGGCACCUCUUUGCUCGUUGGCGUACGCACGCGUUUUGAUCAGCUUUCAUCAAGGACUACUACUGCUCAGCUCGAAAACAAGAAAAAAAAUAUCUUGGGCUAGGACAUGGUAUACUUGUUCACACACUGAAGAUGGAGUCUAUACAUAGUUCAUUGCUCAAUAUGGGGGCAGGUAAUUUGUUACCCAGAGCUUAUUUCCUAUCGGCCUGACAUUUGCGGGGCCAGGGCCUAUUGAUCAAUUUUCCUUGCUAUCACGAAUCUCAUAUGGAACAGAACAUUUUUCAAGACGCAUGAGGCAUUGGGAAGGCGGGCUGACGAGCAUUUUCCUUUCACAGCCAUUCCUUACGAUAUCUGUUAAAUCCGGGCUGCGUACUUUUUUUUUUUUUUGCAUUUGGGGGGCAUUGCAAGCAUUACAAAGGGAGGCUUAUGGUCUUGUUUCUAUUUUUUUUUUCUUUUUUUCUGGAGCGUUGUCUUUUGUUCUUUGCUUGGCUGUUUAAACUCUACUCUACCCUCCCAUCGGUGGGGGCGCGGAUAUUUGCUUUAUAGACCGAAAGAAUUGACAAUUGGUUACAUCCCAUG